UAUGGCCAUAUACCGUGUGCAGGUUGUGACGGGCAAUGCUUGCUCUUCUGGUAUCUUCGAUUCAAUUUCCCUCACCUUGGUGGGCACGGAAGGCGAGAGUCCCAAAACCAUCCUGGAAACCCAGAGUCCUAGUUUCUGCCAAAGCUUGAAGACCGAAUUCAAAAUCGCUAGUGAACGCAACCUAGGAGAGAUCAUUCUUCUCCGUCUCCAAAGAGAGGACGUGAGGGAAGAUAAACAGGACAGCUUGUAUUGUGAUUUUGUGGUGGUGACGUCGGCCGAAGAGGUGACCUACCGCUUCCCUUGCUACCAAUGGAUAGAGCACCCCUGGCCAAUAGAGCUCAGAGAAGGAACUGCCAAGACACCAUCUAUGGAUCAUCUGCCAAGGUUGCAACAACAUCGGAAAGAAGAACUUAAGCAAAGACAGCAGAUCUUCCGGUGGAAGGAGUUUGCUCCAGGGGUGCCCUGUUGUCUGGAUGUCAACUCUUGUGAGGAGCUGGAGACCGACGUCAAAUUUUCCUGCAUCAAAGCAGCCACUUUUAAGAAAAACGCCGAACGCGAAGCGGUAGAACUCAAGCUGAGAGGCUUUUCGGAUCGACAGGAAUCCUGGGAAAACCUGGAGGACAUCAAGAAAGUUUUCUGGUUUAACAAGACAGAGAUGGCAGAACAUGUCACAGAAUAUUGGAAGAGGGACGAAUUCUUCGGCUAUCAAUUCUUACACGGGUUGAACCCAAUCAUCAUCCAGUUAUGUACCCAGAUCCCGAAUAAUUUUCCCGUGACCCAAACGAUGGUCGCUGGAUUGUUGGGUGACUCCACCACCCUGCAGGAGGAGCUAAAUAAGCAAAGGAUCUUCCUGGUGGACUACAAGAUCUUGGAAGGCCUUUCCGCUGGGCUGAAUAAUGGACGUCUUCAGCAUAUAGCAGCUCCGUUGUGUUUGCUACACUUGUCCUCUGAAGGACAUCUCAUGCCUCUGGCCAUCCAGCUCAGCCAGUCUUCCACAUCCCCCAUCUUCCUGCCCAGCGAUCCAGAAUGGGACUGGAUCCUGGCCAAGACCUGGGUGCGCAAUUCGGACUUCCAUAUCCACCAGGGGCUCACCCACCUGCUCCGGACACACCUGCUGGCGGAAGUGUUCACCAUGGCAACUCUCCGCCAACUUCCGAUGUGCCAUCCUCUCUACAAGCUUCUGAUCCCUCACAUCCGCUUUACUCUUCACAUCAACACCUUGGCAAGGACCCGCCUGAUUCCCAAGGGAGGAGUGUUUGAUGAAGCAACUGGCACUGGGUUUGAGGGUUUGGUCCAGCUGUUGCAGAAGGGAAUGGCGUCCAUCAUGUAUUCCUCCCUUUGUCUCCCAGAAGACAUCAAGGCUCGUGGAAUGUCUUCCUUGCCUAACUACCACUACAGAGAUGAUGGUCUGAAGAUCUGGGCAGCUAUAGAGAGCUUUGUCUCCAACAUGGUUGAUUUAUAUUAUAAGGCAGAUGAUUCCGUCCAGAAAGAUUAUGAACUGCAGAGCUGGAUCUACGAGAUUUUUCAAAAAGGUUUCCUGGCUCUCACGUCUUCUGGUAUCCCUUCUUCAUUCAGUACCGUGGAAGAAGUGAAAAAAUUCAUCACCAUGGUGAUUUAUACCUGCUCAGCGCAGCAUACUGCUGUGAACGCUGGACAGUUUGAUUUCGGCGCCUGGAUGCCGAAUUUCCCUUCCGCCAUGAGGAAGCCUCCUCCCAAAACCAAGGGCCAGGCGAGUCUGAAGAGCUAUAAGGAGACCAUUCCAGAAAUCAACACAACGGCUAACAUCAUCAGCGUCCUGUGGCUUCUCAGUGCUCCAACAGGAGACAGGAUUCCCUUGGGUAAGUAUCCCGACCGUCAUUUCACCGAGAAGGCUCCCCUCGAACUCAUCACAACCUUCCAAGCCCAUCUGCACAAGAUUUCCAACGAAAUUAAGGAGAGGAAUAAAUCGCUCGUCAAGAAGGAGCCCCUCACCAAACAGGACCCGUCUCUUCUCGUCGCUUACAAAUAUCUCGAUCCCGCUGAGAUGGAGAAUAGUGUCAGCAUUUAAACAGGGGACUUAAAUUGUUCCUUUCUCUGGAAGAAUUUAAGCCAUAUAGUAAGCAGGGAGCUUCAACUUUCUAUCUUGUGUUAACGGAUACAACAAUGUGUUACAAAAAUGGAGGUUCUCCAUCAUC
This is a messenger RNA of Pseudonaja textilis, 2174 nucleotides long. RefSeq names its product hydroperoxide isomerase ALOXE3-like. Gene Ontology annotation, biological process: lipid oxidation. NCBI's taxonomy places the organism in Eukaryota, Metazoa, Chordata, Lepidosauria, Squamata, Elapidae. The record is from RefSeq and is a predicted model, not a curated record. Gene Ontology annotation, molecular function: protein binding; iron ion binding; oxidoreductase activity, acting on single donors with incorporation of molecular oxygen, incorporation of two atoms of oxygen.